AUGAGCAUGCUCAGAGUAUGAAUAGGACAGGCUGUAAACUGUAGGUGGGUUCAAUAAAUAACAACACAUAGAUAUGUAAAGGGAAAUAGAAAUAUAAUUAACAGUAUGAACAAUGGAUGUGAGAUGCAGUUGUUUGCAUGUCUGUGGAGAGAUGUGGGAUGUUACUGAACCACGGAGCUUCCUCACUGACAACUUCCGAUUCUGGCUUUUAUUAUGGAAAGUACACCGGAACUGCCUCGUCUGUAGUGUUGCAGUCUUGACAGGUGAGUUAUUUCCACCUGGAGGCAGCGCAGCAUCCCAGAGCGAGUCUGUGGAAAGCGCCACGUUCGGACCGUAAAGCCGACAGCAUGUCCGGUGUCGGGAUGUUCGUCGCUCUGUGUUUGGCUCCAGCUGCUCUGUCGAGUCUGCACCCUGAAUGCGAAUACAUAUUUCAGCUGGAGAAAGAGGAGCGUCGCUGCCUUCAGCACAUUGCCGAGCAGGGAAACAGAAGCACAGGUUGUCGUCCAUUCUGGGAUGCAGUCAGCUGCUGGCCUCAUGCAUUCACCGGAGAAACCGUCCACAGAGCUUGUCCUGCAGUCUUCUCCCUCUUCAGAAACAGCACAGGGUCAGUGAGCAGAAACUGCACCCCUGCAGGCUGGUCCAGGCCCUUCCCGCCAUACCAUAUCGCCUGCAACGUGGACGCUGACAUUCCUGAGACCGAGGAGUCGUACUUCGCCACAGUAAAGCUGAUCUACACCGUCGGCUACAGCAUCUCUCUGGUGGUUCUGGCUGUUGCUGUGUUGAUCCUAUUGCUCUUCAGAAAGCUGCGUUGCGCCAGGAACUUCAUUCACAUCCAGCUCUUUGCCACCUUCAUCCUGAAGUCUGCGGCGGUGUUUAUAAAGGAUGCUACUCUGUUCUCCAGCGACGACACCAACCACUGCACCCUCUCCACUUUUGCCUGUAAGGUGUCUGUGGUCUUCUGUCACUACUGUGUCAUGGCAAAUUUUUUCUGGCUCCUGGUGGAGGCGCUCUACCUCAAUUCCCUGCUGCUCUCCUCUUUCUAUCACAGCCGCCGAUGCCUCUGGGGCUUCAGCCUGCUGGGAUGGGGUGUCCCUGUGCUCUUCAUAGUCCUGUGGAUUGGAUCCAGAGUGUACUUUGAGGACACAGAAUGCUGGGACGUCAACGAGGACUCGCCCUACUGGUGGAUCAUCAAAGGCCCGAUCGUCGCCUCUAUAGCGGUCAAUUUUAUGCUUUUCAUGAAUAUCAUGAGAAUCCUGAUGCAGAAGCUGAAUCCUCGGCUGAUCCAGUUCAACAACUCGUCUCAGUACAGACGCCUGACAAAGUCCACCCUCCUGCUCAUCCCUUUGUUCGGUACUCACUACAUGUUCUUCAAUUUUCUGCCCGACUACUUCAACGUCAGCCUGCGCCUCUGCAUCGAGCUCUGCAUGGGAUCCUUCCAGGGGCUGCUCGUGGCGAUCCUCUAUUGCUUUCUCAAUCAAGAGGUGCAGAAAGAAGUGCACAUGCAGUGGCUGCGGUGGCAGGAGAGGAGCUACGGCGUCGUGUCUCCUGCUGCGAAGGGCAGCCAGAUGGACACGCCCUUCUAGAGGCCCCGCAGACCUUCACCAUGCUUCUGUAGGAACUUUCCAAACUGAACUUUCACAGAGGAUUACUUCUGCGCACAUCAUCUUCUUUAGUGAGCUGUACAGGAAACACAAUGACAGAGUUGUCGAGCAGCAUCACUGAAGUCCUUCCAAACUGCACGACAGACUGACGCUCCGUCGGCCGGAGUGGAGGAAGUGAAGUUAACGCUCCAAAGGAGAAUAACUCUGGAAGCGCUUGACAUUUUUACACACACAUACUCCAAGACAGCUCCUGCCAGCUUUCAUGUGCGUUUCCCAAAGCGGCACCGUGGCAACACCUUUGAAAAGAUCAGCUUUUAGAUUUCCUUGUAGCCGUUACUCAUCAAAUUAAGGAGUGAUAAUUUAGCUGAGCUCGAAGCUCAGCCCGAACAAUAACAUGACCAUCCAUUAGAGAGAAAAAUGCAUCGUCACCAUUUGCUUUUUAACCAACAAAACUGCAUAUUAUUCACAUUUUAAUGCACUCAUUAAGUAGACGCUCGAGUAGGACCCAGGCCACAGUCUGAACACUUUGCACCCUGCUGACAGUUAACAUGACUUAUUUUUCAUUCCUCUCAUAGUGUGAACUGAUAUUCUAAUAUUAUGCUUCGUUACUUGGUGUGCGUUGAUCCUUCAGCACACAGGACAAUUCCUUCUAGGUAUGUUUAUGCUCUCUGGUGGACUUUUAACUUGUACAGAAUUUUUCUUUAUUUGCUUUUGUGCUCAGAUGCACAUGACGGACCACCACCACGAUACUGCACACUGUGAAGGUUAAAGGGGCUGUGAUGUUCUGUCGUGUCAGGAAGUCGAACAAUGGGACAGAAAUCUCUGCGUCCUCAACAAAAGCUGCUGUUUAGCACAGAAAUACAAACCAACUCUUUAUCCUGGCAAGAGUCAUGUCAUGUCAUUCAUGAUGAAUGAGCCGGUGUGAGGCGUGUGAAGAAUUUCCAAAUGUGAGAUAGAAAGAACCAUGACUUGUAAGUGUCUUUAAUGUAUUACAGAGGUAGAAGUAUUCAGUCGCUGAGCCCAACCGGGACAAAAAGACCUCGUUAUGUCUUGCUUUGCUCAUUGUGCAGUCUGAGUUUGUCAGUAGUUCGACUUAAGUGCUCCGAAGCGAAAUGACUGAAGUGACGAGGACGUGUUUCCCUUUUAUUGCUUUUUAACUUUGAAUCUUGGUCAAUUUAAUUAGAAGGUUUUGACAAAAAUGUACCUUUUUCAAAGUGAAAACAAGUUUCUACAAAAUAAUGUAAAUUCACUAAAACUCUAAACUGUAGAAUGAAUGACUGCAGAAGUGUUCACCUCCUUAAAGUCAGUAUUCAGUCGAUGCAUCUUUGGUCACAGUUACACCAUCGAGCCUUUGUCUAAAUUAGCCUUGCAAAUCUGGAGACUACAAUUUUAUCUCAUUCUUCUUUGCAAAGCUGCUCAAGCUCAGUCAGAUUACACAGGGACUGUGAGCGAACAGCUCUUUUUAGAUGAACUGAAGUCCAGGUUCUGACUCGCUCAUCUUUUUGUCAUUAAAUUAAAACGCUUCGGCGGUAUACUUUGGGUCAUUGUCUUGCUGGAAAACAGAUCUUCUCCCAAGAGACAAAUUCUCUUGCAGACUGGCCGUCCCUACACUUUUGCUGCACUGAUUCAAGGCCCUCCCUUUAGAGGAAGCUGCAGGCCUGGACAUGAUGAUGCUGCCACCACCAUGCUUCCCAGUGAGCAGCAGUGAUGAUCAUUAUUACACUUAUUGUGUAACUUGAAGCACCAACUGGCCAAAUCUGUGUAGAAGUAGGUGAGUCACGUUAAAGGACUUUGUAUGACUAUUAUUUUUAAGUAAUUGACAUUGCUUCAUUUAUUCUUUUUUCACUUUGACAGGAAAGACUUUGUAAAUUCAAAACAGCCAAAUGAAGUCGACCAUGAUUCAAUGUGGAAAAGCUGUAAAACCAGAAACCUUCCGAGGAGGCGAACACUUUUUAUAGGCGCUUUAUAGCUCCUAUUUAUUUUACACUCCUAAAGCCAAGUGGCAGUGAGUCCAUCUUAGUCUGAAAUACCAAACCGACUCUGAAACAUUUGAUAUUUACAACAGGACAGUGGUUUCUACGCUUCAACUUCCACAGCUCACUGACCUGCUACACUCACCAGCUUUGGCCCUCAUCUGUCUAAUUUUGUCUUCAUAUGUUCAGUUUUUGUUUUUUUU
Molecule: messenger RNA, 3777 nt
Organism: Stegastes partitus (bicolor damselfish)
Lineage: Eukaryota; Metazoa; Chordata; Actinopteri; Pomacentridae
Gene: ghrhrl
Product: growth hormone releasing hormone receptor, like
Exons: 13
Coding region: 348-1583 (411 amino acids)
Biological process (GO): adenylate cyclase-activating G protein-coupled receptor signaling pathway; cell surface receptor signaling pathway; positive regulation of cell population proliferation
Cellular component (GO): plasma membrane
Molecular function (GO): peptide hormone binding; vasoactive intestinal polypeptide receptor activity; growth hormone-releasing hormone receptor activity
Source: RefSeq, a predicted model, not a curated record